AUAAAGUUAAGUUACUGUUCUUUGUUAUAAGCAACUAAAACAAUAAAAUAUUUUUCAAAGUAACUUUCAUAGUUCUUUUUGAACUUCACGUUAGUUUCAUUUCGCUAGGAUAAUGAAGAUCUCAACUUUGCUAGUAUUACUGUUCGCGGUAAUGUUUAGUAAAAUCGACUCUUUCGAAAUGGAUGGUUGUUUAUGUAAAAUUGGAUCAACGCCAAGAAGGGACUUUGACGGUACUAUAAAAUGCUGGCAGGACGAUGUUUACAACAUAACUGAGUGUAUGACUAAAGCGCCAGGAUGCCGAUGCUCAGAUCCAACCGCAGAGGUCCUGGAAAGUGAUGAUGAAGUAGUGUGCUCUAACUUAGGAAUCAAGAAUACGGUCAAACGGUGGCCUUGUGAAAAUAAAGAUGAGUGGAUUUUAUAUUUAUCAGCGAAAAAGAAUCACGAUAUCAAGCAGAAAGAGGCCAGGGUGUCCCGCGAAAAUCGUAAUUAAGUUAUUGAAAGAAAGUAUUAUUGUG
This is a messenger RNA of Phyllotreta striolata, 515 nucleotides long. Lineage: Eukaryota; Metazoa; Arthropoda; Insecta; Coleoptera; Chrysomelidae. The record is from the annotation of a GenBank genome assembly.